This is a messenger RNA of Magallana angulata, 2246 nucleotides long. RefSeq lists its product as uncharacterized. NCBI's taxonomy places the organism in Eukaryota, Metazoa, Mollusca, Bivalvia, Ostreida, Ostreidae. The record is from RefSeq and is a predicted model, not a curated record. The transcript is spliced from 4 exons. Bases 238 to 1476 code for a protein of 412 amino acids.
GGGGGUCCUAAUAAGAGACGACUUCCUUCUUGAGCUCCUCUAGCGCUGUGACUGCAGGGCGGAUGCUGCGAGUGGUCCUAAUACAGCGCAUCCCCGCGAUGACGAAUAAUGGCAAAUUAAGGCCUCUUAAAACUCGCCCUUUUAUAUGGAAAUUUGAAGUGUCAGUUUUUGUUAAGCAGAUGUGCAUUAUACUGAGAUAGAGCUAGUAAGAGAAAGUUAAUCAUUAGAUGGGAUGCCAUGGAGGGUCUAGGUCACAACAAUGUGUCGGAUACUGCGGCAAAAAAUGGCACCAACAUUAUCGUGCGGGAUGAGGUGAAAAUCGAGACGGUCAUCAUCAUUCUGUGGGUGGCUGGAGGGGUGUUGCUUCUGACCCUGCUGAUUCUGCUAGUCUGUAUCCUAAGGAACAACAAAAAGACUGGGGCACAGUGUGGGACUGGGUCACACAUGUUACGGAUAGAUCCAAGGCGUGCCAAUCCUAGGGACGGGCGAUUGAAUCAUGGGUAUUCCAACUACGACGAGAUUUGGACGUGGAUACCCAUAAUCCGCGGAACGGAAGGCGAUUGCUCGAGGUCAACCGUGUACGCUACCCCCUCCAGUAACGAUCUCCAGCCUCCGUCCUACAACGAGGUCGUAGGGUCGUCUGCUCCUCGUCCAGCGGCAGCUAGUUCACAGUCUGUUGUGAGGCAACCAGGAAUGACAGCGACGCAUCCUCAUAACCCGGUUAGUAUUUCUAUUUCUGCGACAUUACCCCCUGUCCCAACCGCUUCUACAAGAGAGGUAGUUGUAGGUCAAACUCAAGAAGAGCCAAGUUUGCAGAAUACAUGUCAUUCUGUUACUGUAAGAAAUCCUCAGGCUGCUGUGCGCGGUGCUGACUCAGAUCAAAAUGCCGCAUCCAGCAGCACUGAACAUCGUCGCAACACUGAUAAUCGAAAUCAAAUACAACAGGACUCACAAUCUGUAAGAGGUCGUCUGCAAGACAACGAUUUUGACAGAAACAAUACGACACGGCAAAACGUUCGAGCCAGAAACUAUAAUUCCCCAUACUUGGCACGUGCAAGGAAUCAAACUGGAACAAACGCCAGUGCUUCACGUGCGACCGACAUCGAAGAUGAUUAUCGUGAUGUGAUUUAUCAUCCAGAUCAAGGACUUUACUCUUUUACUACGAGUGAAGGCGGACGGAGAGCCUGGUGUGAUAUUCCACCUAGCCUCCUUAACGAGGACGGACCCCCGCCUUACACCCCAGCACCCGACUACCCUGGCAGACACCAUAACACAAGACGAACCUCGUACAGAGCGGCGGUGAACGAGGUCUCUCCCCGAUAUUCCAGGAGGAGUCAUAGACGCCCCAACGACAGAUCAGAAAUCCCUCCAGCGGAUUAUCCAAUAUCGGAUCAAGAUUGUUCUAACCGUCAAACUGAACAAGUCUGGGGCAAUAUUUCUGCUCCUAUUGUGAGGUGUGACUAUGAUUAUUUCUAACUUCAACAUUCACCAAAACGAUGUGAUUGACGUGCCAAAUCCCACCAAGCGUUAGCCUUGAGGCAAGGACCUUCACAAAAACAGUCCGAAAGCGAUGUGUUACUAUAUUUAGUGCUGAAAUAGGUGCGCUAUGUUCGAUUUGAUUUUCCAGAUCUAAUUCAGUGCGCACGAAACGUCUAUUUCAAAACACUGCUCCGCCAUUGCGAUGUGAAAUCUAGUCAGUAUUAUGUAUCAUCAGUAUUCAUUGUAUGUAAUAGUGAACUGUAAUCAGUAUUUAUGAUGUAUAUAGAUAUAACUAAUCAGUAUUUAUUGCAAUUCAAAUACAUGUACAUGAUGCGAUUAAUAUAUAUAUUUUUAUACCACGCCGCAAGUCGGGUGAUUUGGGUAGCUUUGCCAUAUUUACCCGAGUCUCUAAAGACACAAACAAGUUUGUAAAUGACGCCAUUUAACCGUGUCUUGUUGGCUGUUUGUGAGAUAAUGUAGAUUAAGUGUAUUUUCUUCAAAAGAGAUGAUCGAUUCAUACUGUAUAAAAGUUACGCUCAGAAAAAAAUAUUUGUAAUCAUAAUCUUUUCAUACUAAUAAUCUUUUAAUGAUUGUGUAAUGUGACAUUUUUUUUUAUAGUUUGCCUGUAUAAUUACAUGUACAAUUAUGUGUUCAAAGGACAAGUUUAACUACACAUUAAAAUCUCAAAGCCGGUAUCUUGCAAAGGAAAAAAAAACCCGUCUUCCAAUAUGUGUGAAUAUAACAAUUAAAUCAAAUGUUCAAAUUUU